This is a messenger RNA of Columba livia (rock pigeon), 823 nucleotides long. It is a transcript of the gene RPL15, whose product is annotated as ribosomal protein L15. Gene Ontology annotation, biological process: cytoplasmic translation. Gene Ontology annotation, molecular function: structural constituent of ribosome; RNA binding. The transcript has 4 exons. Gene Ontology annotation, cellular component: ribosome; cytosolic large ribosomal subunit. Bases 159 to 773 code for a protein of 204 amino acids. The record is from RefSeq and is a predicted model, not a curated record. NCBI's taxonomy places the organism in Eukaryota, Metazoa, Chordata, Aves, Columbiformes, Columbidae.
GGAGGGGCGGGGCGAGGAGAGCGGCGCCUGUCUCCCUAAGGACUGCAGUACCCAUGAGGCGCUGCUGCCGCCGCCGGAAGCGCGGUGCUGCCGCAAGGGGUUGUGGGAAGCAGGCCUCUUCCUUUCCGGUGCUGGGCGCCAUCAGCAGGUAGACAGGCAUGGGUGCCUACAAGUACAUCCAGGAGCUAUGGCGGAAAAAGCAGUCGGAUGUGAUGCGAUUCCUCCUCCGUGUCCGCUGUUGGCAGUAUCGCCAGCUCUCCGCCUUGCACCGGGCUCCCCGGCCGACCCGACCGGACAAAGCUCGCAGGCUGGGAUACAAGGCCAAGCAAGGUUAUGUUAUCUACCGUGUCCGUGUUCGCCGUGGUGGUCGUAAACGCCCAGUCCCGAAAGGUGCAACCUAUGGUAAACCUGUGCAUCAUGGUGUUAACCAGCUGAAGUUUGCCCGGAGCCUUCAGUCUGUUGCAGAGGAACGUGCUGGCCGUCACUGUGGGGCUCUGAGAGUCUUGAACUCGUAUUGGGUGGGUGAAGAUUCCACUUACAAGUUUUUCGAAGUGAUCCUGAUUGAUCCCUUCCAUAAGACCAUCAGGCGCAACCCUGACACCCAAUGGAUCACCAAGCCCGUCCACAAGCACAGGGAGAUGCGUGGGCUGACAUCGGCUGGGCGGAAGAGUCGUGGUCUUGGCAAGGGCCACAAAUUCCACCACACCAUUGGUGGCUCACGUCGUGCUGCCUGGAGAAGACGCAAUACCCUGCAGCUGCACCGUUACCGCUAAUUUUUGUAAACGUAAUGAUCUAAUAAAGCUGAUGUGGGUUGUUGAAUUUA